AUGGAAAAGUUCAGUCCCAUGGCAGGCCCAGCAACUGACUUCCUCAUCACCAUCGCCGAGCCCAGAUCUAGACCGGCGUUUCUUCACGAAUACAUCAUGACGCCUCAUAGUCUAUAUGCAGCUGUGUCUGUUGGUCUGAGCCCUGAAGACACCAUUGGCACUCUAGAUCGCUUCCUCAAGACCCAGUUGCCCCCCAGCAUCAAACAGUUCGUUCUGUCAUGCACCACGAGCUACGGCAAGGUCAAGUUGGUGCUGAAGAAUAACCGCUAUUUUGUCGAGAGUAUGGAUCGCGAAAUUCUUCAGAUGCAGCUCGAAGAUAAGGCCAUCAAGAAGUUUCGAUUACGUGGUUUAGGGAAGAUCAACACAGCAGCUGCACCUAUGAUGGGUGGGAUCGUCAUCCCCGGCACCAAGGACGCAGCUGGCGUCCAGGAGGCCAACCUCUCCCGCAAGACAGCGAAGCAACCUACAGAGACGAAUUUGAGUGCAGAUGUUUACGCUGCGUUGAAUGAGGACGAAGGUGAUGAGAAAGAAACUACCUAUAACUUUGAGAUCCCGGAUGCAGCUGUCGAGGUGGUCCAAAAGCGCUGUCUGGACCUCUCUUAUCCCAUCCUUGAAGAGUACGACUUUCGCUUCGACCGUGCUAACCUAAACCUCAAGGUCGAUCUACGACCCAAUACACAGAUCCGGCCGUAUCAGGAAAAGAGCCUCAGUAAGAUGUUUGGCAACGGCCGAGCCAAGAGCGGAAUCAUCGUCCUGCCAUGCGGUGCAGGGAAAACCUUGGUAGGCAUCACAGCUGCGUGUACCAUCAAGAAGAGCGUUAUUGUGCUCUGCACCAGCUCAGUCUCUGCGGUUCAGUGGCGCAACGAGUUUCUAAAGUGGUCAAACAUCAACCCAGCCAGCAUUACCACCUUUACCGCAGAGAGCAAGACUAUCUUCAAGGGCAGAGCUGGUAUCAUUAUUACGACGUAUUCUAUGGUAACCACCAGCCGUGAGCGUUCCAGAGAAUCGAAAGAGGUCAUGGACUUCUUGGCAGGCCGGGAAUGGGGUCUCAUGCUCCUUGAUGAGGUUCACGUUGUGCCUGCCAACAUCUUCAGACAAGUCAUCUCAAGCAUCAAGUCGCACUCCAAGCUUGGUCUGACGGCGACAUUGCUUCGUGAAGACGAUAAGAUCUCGCACCUCAAUUUUCUGAUUGGGCCCAAAUUGUAUGAAGCAAAUUGGAUGGAGCUGUCUCAGCAAGGUCACAUCGCCAAGGUCCAGUGCGCUGAAGUUUGGUGUCCGAUGCCAGUCGAGUUCUAUGAGACAUACCUCAAGGUGCCCAUCCGGAUGAAGCGAAUUUUGGGGGCCGUGAAUCCAUUCAAAUUCCAGGCCUGUCAGUAUCUCAUCAACUAUCACGAGUCACGCGGCGACAAGAUUAUCGUCUUCUCGGAUGACCUCUACUCGCUCAAGCUCUAUGCUAUCAAACUCGGCAAGGCCUUCAUCUAUGGCGAGACGCUGCAAGAGGAGCGGAUGACGAUCCUAGAGAAUUUCCAACGAAAUCCUCUCAUAAGCACGUUGUUUCUCUCCAAAAUCGGCGACACGUCUCUGGAUCUCCCGGAAGCGACCUGCCUCAUACAAAUCUCAUCCCACUUUGGAUCCCGGCGUCAGGAGGCUCAAAGACUCGGCCGCAUCUUGCGGGCAAAGCGCCGUAACGAUGAAGGCUUUAAUGCCUUCUUUUACACACUCGUCUCCAAGGAUACGCAAGAGAUGUUCUACUCGUCGAAGCGGCAGGCCUUUCUCGUGGAUCAGGGCUACGCCUUCAAGGUGAUUACACAGCUCGCUGGUAUACACAAUAUGCCGGAUCUUGCCUUUGCGAAAGCUUCCGAGCGACAAGAGCUACUGAAGCGCACACUCAUAGACAAUGAAAAGGUUAUCAGCGAGGAGGGUGAGACAGACUAUCUUUUCGGGAAGGGGAACGGCAAAUAUGGUCAGAAAAAGACUGCCAAUGGGAAGUCAAAACGGAACCCAUUCUUUCGAAAGCUUGACCGAGAGAGGGAGCGUCGCCGGAAGAAGGCCGCUCAGUAA
This is a messenger RNA of Fusarium keratoplasticum, 2061 nucleotides long. Its product is annotated as DNA helicase. Gene Ontology annotation, molecular function: hydrolase activity; ATP binding; 3'-5' DNA helicase activity. Bases 1 to 2061 code for a protein of 686 amino acids. The transcript has a single exon. Gene Ontology annotation, biological process: nucleotide-excision repair; transcription initiation at RNA polymerase II promoter. Gene Ontology annotation, cellular component: transcription preinitiation complex; nucleotide-excision repair factor 3 complex; transcription factor TFIIH holo complex. Lineage: Eukaryota; Fungi; Ascomycota; Sordariomycetes; Hypocreales; Nectriaceae. The record is from RefSeq and is a predicted model, not a curated record.